CGUCAGUGCGUGUUUGCUCCGAGUAGAGAACGGAGGCUGGCGCGUUUUCCUCCAUUUUCCAACUGAUAAGCAGCAGCUCCAGCUAAUCCCCGAAAGAUGAAGCCAUUGAUAGUGGUCGUGCUCGUGGGCCUGCUGGCAAGUGGCUGCCACAUUGUUCACUCCCAGGAGCCUGGCGAUGCUGUGGAGCAGGAAGCCAGCGAGUCGGAUGACGCACUUAAGAUCAAGGAGAGUCAGGCCAGCAUAGCCGCCCAGGUGGAGGCCAUGCUCGUGCACUUUCAGCAGGAGGAUCCGCAGGGGCUGCCCGGCGUGCCCGUGCCCGAUCCGUUGGAGGUGCCCAAUGUGAAGAAGAGCAUGGGCAUGGCCAAUCUGGACAUGAAGCAGGUCAAGGCGUAUGGCUUGUCCAAGUUCCGCAUUGAUAAAAUGAACCUAGACCUGAAGGAAAUGAGAUUCAACGGUGGCCUCCAGCUGGAUCAGAUGCUGGUCAAGGGCCAGUACACCCUCAGUUCAUUCUUUUCGAAAGCCAAUGGACCCUUUACUGUAGUCCUGAAGAACGUCUAUGCCGAGGCAACCGCCUUCUUGGCCGUCGAACGAGACGGUCAACUGGCCACGGACCGCAUCAAGAUCGACAUCACCUUCUCGGACAUGACAAUGGACUUCCAGAACCUCGGUCUGGUGGGCAGCGUCUUUCAGAGCGUGGUGAACGGUGCGCCCAAUUUGGUCUUCGACGCCAUGAAACCAUUCAUGCUCCAGGAGGCGGACAAGAAGCUGCGCGGCGAGAUCAACGUAAUGAUCCAGAAAACCUUGGGCGACCGCCGACUGCCCAAUUCUAUAACGCCACUGGACAGCGCCAUUGCCAUGGCACGCAAGAUGGUGCGCCAGCAGGGCUACGACCCGUACCACCUGCCUGAUGUCAACCGCACCAUGGGCGUGUUCAGUGUCCAGUUAGCACACACCUGGAUCAAUGGAAUCUCUAGCUUCUACCGCGUGGGCAACAUAACCGCUGGCAUGGCCAACAAAACGGUGUCGGUCGUCCUGCAAAUAGGCACCCAGCAGGUGACGGGAGCCGGCCAGUGGGAGGUGGGUGUGGGCAUGAUGACCCGCGUCGGUCACGUACAAUUCACGGUUCAGCACAUACGCGCCACCGUGGCCCUGAGCCAAUCCCUGGACACACGCAAGCGGGCGCAGAUCACCGAUCUGCAGUUUGACAUGGGCAACAUACAGGUGCGAUGCGACGGAGCGGGAACGCUGGACUACGUCAUGGAGUUUGCGGUGAACGUCAUUCCCAACCUGCUGCGCUACCAAAUCAUGGACGCCAUCGAGAACCCCAUCAAGCAGCGCGUGCAGGAGAAGUUCAACACCAUCGAUGUGGAGCAGGUCAUCAAGACCAUGGCUCAGAACAACUUCAAAUUUGACCCAAAGCUGUUGGGCUUGUGAGUCGUGGUAGUAAGUGAGAAAGUUAUGCAAUCGAAUAAAGAUUUAUCCCUAGAACAUGGGUAAUCACAAGCUA
Drosophila mauritiana is the source of this 1507-nucleotide messenger RNA. RefSeq lists its product as uncharacterized. The transcript is spliced from 3 exons. The record is from RefSeq and is a predicted model, not a curated record. The coding region runs from base 97 to 1434 and encodes 445 amino acids. Gene Ontology annotation, molecular function: lipid binding. NCBI's taxonomy places the organism in Eukaryota, Metazoa, Arthropoda, Insecta, Diptera, Drosophilidae.